CAAAAAUGGCAGCUGUCAGAAAAGCACUCUUAUUUGGUUCAGUUAUUUCUUAUACCUUCCGUGAACUAUUCGUCUGAAAAACUGCUGGGUACAAGCAGUGUGACAAUGGAACUUGAAGAGGUAGACAGUGUUCCAAGUUUGCUUGGAGAUGAGGAGGAGACUGUUGAGAGGUUUGACAAAGAUGACGUGGAGUAUGCUGAUGCUGAACAACAGCUAGAACAGUUCAGGACACAGUGGAAGGAAGAAAUCCAGGGGAACAGUGUUGGCAAGUCUGCAGCUGGACAGGAAGCGAUGGAUAAAGAGAAAGAAGCAGCAGCCCUAUUUCUGAUGGGUUCCAAAUUGGAGCAGGAAGGAGCCCUGUAUGAAGCUGUUAACUACUACAGGCGUGCCAUGCAGCUGGUGCCAGAUAUUGAGUCAAGAGUCAGUUUUCAGUCCAGGGGUCAAAGAGAAAGACAGGAAAGUGAGAGCUCGGUAGAUAGUUACGAUGGUGAGGAUGAAGCAGAGAAACUUGCAACACGGUUUCAACAGGUUCAGAUCAACGAGAACAGGCUCUGUCAUCCGGAGUACCCACAGAGGACCUGUCAUAUUUCUGCUUUGCCAGUUGAGUUGCUCAUCUACAUCUUCAAGUGGGUGAUCUCCAGUCAGCUUGAUAUGAAAUCCCUCGAACACAUUGCACUGGUGUGCCGGGGGUUCUACCUAUGUGCCCGUGACGAGGAGCUGUGGAAAUUGGCCUGUGUCAAGACAUGGGGAGGUAACCUUGGAAAAGUGAAGCGCUUUGGGUCAUACAGAAACAUGUACCUUGAGAGACCCCAUCUGCAGUUUGUUGGAUGCUACAUCAGUAAAAUGUCAUACCUACGACAAGGGGAGAAAAGUUUGGACGGCUUCUACAGCCCCUGGCAUCAGAUCGAGUACUACAGAUAUAUUCGCUUCUUCUCUGAGGGCCGCAUGUUUAUGGUUUCCACUGCGGAAGAUCCCUACGUGACCCUACCUCAGAUGAAGUAUAAAACGUCCCGUUUACCUGGCAUGAUGAAGGGUGUUUACAAGCUCUUAGGAAACAGGGUGACAGGAGUGUUAAAGCGUGUGCAAGCUCCCGACUCGACAAUCGGCUACAAGUACAAGCGAAACAAAAACCAGAAAAGCAACGAAAUACAGUACACCUACUAUGUGGAGCUUGAAAUCCAAAGCAGUGGAAAGAAGAAUGGCAAUAAACUGGUCUGGCUUAACUACUCGGUCCGCAUUGUGAACAAGAACAGGAAUGAAGACACCGAAUCCAAGUUUGGGCUUACAAAUCAGACUUAUCCGCCAUUAGUGUUUUCCCGAGUGAAGAGCUUCGCACAGGCAGCUUUUGGGCCCUUGAUUUGAGGGGGG
This is a messenger RNA of Mya arenaria, 1368 nucleotides long. RefSeq names its product F-box only protein 9-like. Gene Ontology annotation, biological process: SCF-dependent proteasomal ubiquitin-dependent protein catabolic process. The record is from RefSeq and is a predicted model, not a curated record. NCBI's taxonomy places the organism in Eukaryota, Metazoa, Mollusca, Bivalvia, Myida, Myidae. The transcript is spliced from 14 exons. Bases 106 to 1362 code for a protein of 418 amino acids. Gene Ontology annotation, molecular function: protein binding. Gene Ontology annotation, cellular component: SCF ubiquitin ligase complex.